Chinchilla lanigera (long-tailed chinchilla) is the source of this 729-nucleotide messenger RNA. RefSeq lists its product as uncharacterized. The transcript is spliced from 2 exons. Lineage: Eukaryota; Metazoa; Chordata; Mammalia; Rodentia; Chinchillidae. The record is from RefSeq and is a predicted model, not a curated record. Bases 78 to 713 code for a protein of 211 amino acids.
UCUUACCUCCCAUAUACCAUCCUUCUGAAGGGUGAAGUUGGCCCAAACCAAGGAAUCUCAGAGGAAGGAGCCAGACCAUGGCUAGUCAGAUGGUAUGGCCCUGGGUUGUAGGGCCUGGACCAGAGUUAGAAGGGGCCACAUGUGAUCUGAUGGACCCAAGUCCUCUCCAGGACACACUGGAGCUCUCAGAAGGCCAGGGAAGGACCAAGCCCAGUGAGGUGACUUCCAAAGGGACUGCCACCCAGAUCUCCGCAGGUCCUGCCGUGCUCCAGGAGCCCUGCUUCCCAGACAUCUACGGCGGGGACAAGCAGCUCUGGGAGGCGCACUUCCGUGGCAUCAGGAGCGCCUACCGCGUGCUGGGCAAGGAGGACGACUUUGCCAUCCGCGUGCUGACCGAGGACUUCACGCUGCCUUUCCCGUUCGCCUGGCCUUCUGAGCCCGACCCUGCCGGCGGGCAGCUCUUCUACGACCCGCAAGACCGCCAGGGCUUCGACUUCCUGCUGCGCGGCCCCGGCGCCCAGCCACCCGCGCUACUGCAGCCCCUGCACGCUACAGCGCAGGCGGCCUCGCGCAAGAGGCACCUGGAGCAGCUGGCACGCAGCUACGCGCGCGCAGGCGCCGGCCAAUCUGGCCUGGUGCUGCUGCCGCCGCCCGGCCCCGCUGCAGCCUUCUCUGGCCCCAGGCCAGCUGCCCCGGCCCGCGAGAGUGAAUAAAGGCUCCAUUUCUCUA